Messenger RNA from Culex quinquefasciatus (southern house mosquito), 888 nucleotides. RefSeq names its product death-associated inhibitor of apoptosis 1. The record is from RefSeq and is a predicted model, not a curated record. The transcript is spliced from 2 exons. Bases 287 to 775 code for a protein of 162 amino acids. Gene Ontology annotation, cellular component: cytoplasm; nucleus. Lineage: Eukaryota; Metazoa; Arthropoda; Insecta; Diptera; Culicidae.
UGUAGACACGUCGUUUCGCUAUCCAAUCGGACGAGCCAGCGUGGCGCAGAGGCAAAUCUUCUGAUAAGAUUCGAACGAAUCAAUUAGUCAACGCAAAAAUCAGCUGCUUCGGCAGUUGAAGGCCGAACAUUCUCCGCAGUCAUCAAACUGCACCCGAACAGACAAUAAAGGCUCGAUAGUGUAUAUUGCCCCUCUAUAAAAAUUCCGAUACCCAUCGGAAGGAGGCCACUUAUCAACCAGAGCUUGUGAAACACCGAUCAGCAGCGGAAGUAGCUUCGGAGACGCCAUGAGCCAAAUCGAGUUCGACGCCGGUCCGUACGAGGAAGAAUCGGAGCAGGACUUUGGUCGGUUCAAGUUCAACGCCCGAUUCCAAGAGUACAACGGACUUCGCAGCCGCUUGAUGACCUUCGACGCCGUGGCCCAGUGGAGUGGACCCAAGGUGAGCCUGCUGGCGGAAGCCGGAUUCUUCUACACCGGCAUCCGGGACGUGGUCGCGUGCUUCUACUGUGGGCUGCGGUUGGCCGAGUGGAAGCAGAGCGAGAGUCCCUGGUGGAUGCAUGCCUUGCACGUGCCGGAAGACGGUUGCGACUAUCUGAGCCACAUGAAGGGUAAGCGGUACGCGGAAAGUCGAGGACGGCGGCCGAGUUUGGCGGAACCAAAGUGGUGCUUCGAUGCGGACAGGAACGACGGUGGGGAUUGGGUUCCCUGUGCGGACAAGUUGGCUUGCGCGUUGUGCCUGUGGGAAGAGUGGAUGACGCCGGCUGGACUGAACUGAUUAGAGUGGAUUGAGUGAUAACAGAUCAUUAGGAUAGUUUGUAGUUGUUUUUUAGUAUUUUAGAACCGUAGAUAACAAGAAAUAAAAGUUUGAAACGACUUCGCUAAUUGAAA